AUGACCAGCUCGGCUCAACUUCAUUCUUCGCUCUCCCUCUGCCUUCGCCGUUGUUUCUCGGUGUCAACCACAUUGGCAAGCAGCUCAUCUGCAACAUCCGUCCCCGCGCACCCUCCCAGGCCGGUGAUCAAUUAUAACCGGAUUAUGUCGAACAGGAAUGCGUGUGCAAAGAAUCUGGUUGACCGGAAGUCACAUCUGACGCCGGACGCGAUUGAGGACGUGGCUAGAGAUGGGCCCGGCGCAUCCGGAUAUCCGUUCGGAUUCAGAUAUCCCCUCACGUUUUCAGCCAAAUCAGACAUCCGCAUCCCCUGGCGGAUACCCGCUGGCCCUGGCGGGUAUCCGCGCGGAUACCCGCGGAUAUCCGCCCCAAAAAUGACCCCCAGGCUGCAAAAUGAAAGUUUCUUGGGGAAAUUUCAGAUGCAGAAAGCUGCAUAA
Puccinia graminis f. sp. tritici CRL 75-36-700-3 is the source of this 435-nucleotide messenger RNA. RefSeq lists its product as uncharacterized. The record is from RefSeq and is a predicted model, not a curated record. NCBI's taxonomy places the organism in Eukaryota, Fungi, Basidiomycota, Pucciniomycetes, Pucciniales, Pucciniaceae. The transcript has a single exon. Bases 1 to 435 code for a protein of 144 amino acids.